CGUAAUAUAUGACGUCUUAAGUGUUUAUCAUUGAAUUGACAGUCAAUUGAUUGUAAACAACACAACAUUUGCCGCCAAUUCAUUGAUUGCAACCAUUGAUGCAAUUCAUGACCACUUCAUUGAUCACAUUCACACAUAUAUGGAGUUCAACACUAAAGACCAUCAGUUUACCGAAGUGGACGAAGACUUACGACGUAUCGGUGAGCGUGAAGUCAACAGCAAAAAGUUGUGUCCAUUUGGCAGCAAAUGUUACCGAAAAAAUGUCCAACACUUACAAGAGUAUAGACAUCCGUCCGAUUUAACCACCGGUGCCACACAUAAGCACACGACAUCAGACAAAACACCGUCGGUCAAAAAAGGCAAAAUUACCGAUUAUUUUGGCCAAAAACCAAACACUGAAAACAAGUUAUUAAUUAAGACAUCCAAAGAUUAUAACUUUGAGAUUAUAGGCCACGACUCAGACAAUGAGAUACCACACUCUACUUAUUCAUCAGACAAUAAAACAACAAAACUAACAAAUUCUUCAUCAGUGCGCAAAACAAAUGGUAAGGAAAAGAAAAAUAGAAAAAGAGUGGCUAAUGAUGACAAUGACAAUGAUUUUGAUGAUAAUUUGAAAGCCAUUAUUAAAGAUAAUGAUAUGACAACCAAACGAAGAAAUGAUGUAUCUCAUUCACCAAAGAUAACAAAAUUACAAAUAAAUUCCAGUGAUGACGAUAUUUCUUGUAUUGUUCAACAAAAUGAUAUACCGAUAAUGAAAAACGAUGACAAAGUAUUUGAUGUCCAGAAGUCCGACAAAUCACUACUAUUUCCUGUUAAGCCUAAAAUAACGCCGAAAGAGUUCAAUGAGAUGUCGAAAGAUUUAUUUUUGGUGAAAAUGCCGAAAGAUUUUUUCUAUUUGUGGCAAUUCUGCAAAACUAUUAAACCACAUAAACCUGAAGACGCUUUGAUCGAAUGCUUAAACUUAAGACUCGUUGGUCCGUAUGAUCUAAUGACUGGAAGGAUUAAAAAAGAUUUGAUUAAAAAUAGUGAACAAAUACUGUGUCACUGGAGAUAUUACUAUGAUUUACCUGAAAUGCAGACAAUUAUUGCUUCAAAUCGAAAUGGCUAUCAUUUAGCUUAUUUUAGAGACACACCCGAUGAUGACAACCCUGUAGUUGUGUCCAAUAAUGGAGAUAAUUGUAUAAUUGAAGGAAUUGGCGAUAAUAUAUUUGCCGCUAUUUAUUCUGUGAUUAUGAAAAUGAAGAGCAAAGGAUCUCCAAAUAAAACUUUAAAUAACUUGGAGUCAAAAAUCAAAGAGUUUUGUACUAAUAAUAAGAUUAAAUUGAUUGAAUCGUCAAAACUACGACAACGAAAGAUUAAGAUUAACUCUAAGACAUUCAAUUCAUUUGGAAUCGUUGUUCCGCACGAUGAGAAAACUGAUGUCGGCUAUCGACCACUUCCUCAAAGUGAUACACAACUUAAGAAACUAUUGGCAUCUAUAAUGAAAUUGGAUGUCGAUAUGAGAAACGACAGCAAAUCAUUAUCCGAACUCAAAGAAAUUAUCCAAUUAGUCAGUUAUGCCAGCGAUGAGUGUGACUUUGGUAUGGGUCUUGAGUUAGGUGUAGACCUGUUUUCUUACGGCGAAGACUUCUUUCAUAAAUCAAUACUUCAUUUACUAUCAAACGCUUAUGAUUUGCUAAAGAGAGUACCGUUUGCUCGUAUACUCAGAGCUCAUAUCAAUAAUAGACGUAAAGGUUUUCAAUUAGAUUGUCUCUAAAUCAUUACAAUUUUUAUUUAAUUACCGGUAGAUUCUAAAUCAUUGCAAUU
Molecule: messenger RNA, 1806 nt
Organism: Oppia nitens
Lineage: Eukaryota; Metazoa; Arthropoda; Arachnida; Sarcoptiformes; Oppiidae
Product: histone PARylation factor 1-like
Exons: 5
Coding region: 140-1756 (538 amino acids)
Biological process (GO): regulation of protein ADP-ribosylation; DNA damage response
Cellular component (GO): nucleus
Molecular function (GO): histone binding; poly-ADP-D-ribose binding
Source: RefSeq, a predicted model, not a curated record